AUGUCCCACAGCCGGGUAAUUCAAGACUCCGAUGACGAGGACGAUCCGUUGGCAGCGGGCUUUCCACCUCCCGCCAACCCGACGCAUCAAGCCGACAACGAUUACGCUCUCAACUCAGUUGAACCAGAUGUUCCCAUAGCAGCUCAAGUACAGGAGCCUAACCACCCAAUCGCAAUCAAUUUCGAUGUGUUUCUUCAAUCCCAGGAAACAGCGCCAACCAGACUAUCAUCCUCCCAGCAGCGAAGAGAAGAAAGAUGGAUCCCGAAUGAAGCGGGGGGCGGCGGGUCCAUAGGGUCAAUGAUGACAGAGAUUGGCCUCGCACAGCAACGCCUCCUCGACGAUGAUGCUCAAUACGCCAAUCGACACCUUCCCCCGCAUACUACCCUUGAAUCGGAACCCUGCCAGCCUACUUUACCACAUAUGGAUGAUAUACACCUCGUCCCGGUUGUCGAUGUCAAUGGUCCACAGCAUAUAGAUUACAAUAAUAUCGGGGUUGGUCCAGAGCAUAUGUACCAAACAAAUGACACAAUCACCCACCAAUACGAACCUAUCGCACAUACAGAACAACAUCAUCCUCAAAGUCUCUUGAGCAAUGACUUCUCCCAGUCCGCAGCGUCAUACAAUCUCUUCGAAUCAUCACUACAACCCUCUAGAAGCUCCAAUCAUGAUACAAUGUCCUUCCUGAGACCAGACGACGCCUUGCAGAUCGACCUGCAAAAUGGUGCCCGGAGGUGGAACUCCAUGCAAGGAAUGCCCUCUUCGCCGCACGACACCGAACCGAACUCUUCAUUAUUGUCUCCCAAAGCCAGUCGCUCGCGAAGUGACAAUGCAGGUUCAAACGGGAUUUUAGUUCCACACCCCGAAGUGCACCAACCUGCAGAGCCCCUCGACAAACUACCUCCUACUAUCACUAUUGAAACACCCGCAGAGCCAAAGAAACGAGGUCGCCCAAAGAAGCAAAACCCAGCAGAAACUGUCGAAACACCUGACGUUCCACGUGCGGUUAAUCGGGACACUAGCGAAGCAAAUAAUACUAAACCCGAGAAGCGCAAGCCAGGCCGGCCACCAAAGAAUCCAAAGCCUGACGCAGAGCGCAAUGACUUUUCGAACACUGAUGAUCAAUCUACCCUCCCUGACCCUACAACCAUAAUACCAGAACCACAAGUCCAUCCGACUGAGCCAGAUCUCCCUACUCUUCCAACCGAUAUACCCCAAAAUAACACCACAGAAACCACCAACUUCCACAUCGAGAUACCCAAACAACAAUCCCCACCACAACAAGCACCCACAGAAACUUUACAAACUCCAGAAUCAGCACCCAAAGAACCCAAAAAGAAGAAACUAAAACGCGGCAAAACCACCUCCGUAACACUCCACAAAACCUAUGACCCAGACGUCGAAGACGACGUAAUAUGGAUCGACGAUACACCACCAAACCCCGUCAUUCCCCAUACCGUAAACAGCGAAGUAUCACACCCUACCGUCCCUACAAAUAACGGCCAAACACCAUCAGACAAUAUAACAGUACAACCUGAUCCAGCCCCGCAACCUAAGAAACGCGGACGCAAGCGGAAGAAAACCUCCGAUCCGGUGAUCGAGGGAGAAUCAAAAGAUAAGAUAGAGAAACCGUCGGACACCCAUGUCGAACAAGAUCAACAGAUUGUCUCAGUCAAGGUCGACAAUACCACAAAUACAACUGUCAACAAAAAUACCGUCGAUGAUUCAGAUAUACUUAGUGUAUCUCACGAUCUACAGGCUGGUUCAGAGAAUAUUCAUUCUGAAACAACACCCGUGUUGACAACAAAUGAGAGCCCGCCCGAGACACCCAAGAAGUCUGAUUCGGAGCCGAAAACACCCUCUACGGCUCCUGGGGCCGCGGAUACAGAUGCUUCAGGCAAGGGUGCGAACAAAGGGCCCGGCAAACACAGUCCAAUCUCCAUGGGGAAGGUACCCUACCGCGUUGGAUUGAGUCGUAAGGCCAGGAUUGCUCCGUUAUUGAAGAUUGUUCGGCGGUAA
Messenger RNA from Aspergillus caelatus, 2016 nucleotides. RefSeq lists its product as uncharacterized. The coding region runs from base 1 to 2016 and encodes 671 amino acids. The transcript is spliced from 2 exons. NCBI's taxonomy places the organism in Eukaryota, Fungi, Ascomycota, Eurotiomycetes, Eurotiales, Aspergillaceae. The record is from RefSeq and is a predicted model, not a curated record.